CUUCCCCACGAUUUACGAACAUUCCCGCCCACAUAUGCGCGUCGUUCUUCUCUUCAGGACAACACACAGGCACAUCGACAGGUAAAAGCGCGAUCACCAUGAGGCUCACGGCAGACCUUAUCCAAUCCUCCCUCUCCUACCUCAACCCGCUCAAAGAGCGGGAGCUAGAUCUCCGAGGACACAAGAUACCGGCGAUUGAGAACCUCGGUGUUGCGGGGCCGCACGAUGCUAUCGAUUUCACGGAUAAUGAUAUCCAGGUGCUAGGGAACUUCCCGCUGUCGCCGCGGCUGCGCACGCUGCUGCUGGCGCGCAAUCGCAUAUCGGGCAUCCAGCCAUCGCUGGCGAACGCGCUGCCGAACCUGACGACGCUGGUGCUGACGGAGAACAACUUUGUGGAGCUGGCGGAUCUCGAUGCGCUGGGUCUUUUCCGCAACCUGACGCACCUGGUGCUGUUGGGGAAUCCGGUGGUGGCUAAGGAGCAUUACCGAUAUUGGAUCCUGUGGAGAUGUCCCAGUGUUAGGUUUCUCGAUUAUAAGAAGGUUAAGGAUGUGGAGCGGAAGAAGGCGGUUGAGCUCUUCGGCACGGCUGCGGAGCCUUCAGCGCUUGCCUCGAAGAUAAUGGGUGUGAAAUCCCGGACAUUCGAUAUCCCUUCAGUAAACGGCCCGUCCGCCGCCCCGGCGUCAAAGAACUACCGAGUCAAGCUCACGGACAAGGAGCGCAAGAAGGUGGAGGAGCUGAUUAGGAACGCGAAGAGCUUGCAGGAGAUCAUCCGCUUGGAGAAGGAGCUGAAUGAGGGACGGAUUCCCGCGGGUGCGCAGGGCGCGGAUGAUAUGAUGGAGGAGUAAUACAAGUACUGUCAUAUGGGGCAUGAAGAUUGUUAAGCUACGUCCUCUGUGAGGCGGGGAGUUUUGCGUUUUGCGGAUUGGGUUCAGAAAAAAGUCCUGGCGUUAGACAAAGUGUCGAGAGCUCAAUAUGGGUAUAGAGACGCUGCUCUCCAAGAAACGGGAAUAAAAAAAAAUUGAUCAU
This is a messenger RNA of Amorphotheca resinae ATCC 22711, 1026 nucleotides long. RefSeq lists its product as hypothetical. The record is from RefSeq and is a predicted model, not a curated record. The coding region runs from base 99 to 845 and encodes 248 amino acids. NCBI's taxonomy places the organism in Eukaryota, Fungi, Ascomycota, Leotiomycetes, Helotiales, Amorphothecaceae. Gene Ontology annotation, biological process: mRNA splicing, via spliceosome. The transcript has 5 exons. Gene Ontology annotation, cellular component: U2 snRNP. Gene Ontology annotation, molecular function: protein binding; U2 snRNA binding.